Molecule: messenger RNA, 787 nt
Organism: Stereum hirsutum FP-91666 SS1
Lineage: Eukaryota; Fungi; Basidiomycota; Agaricomycetes; Russulales; Stereaceae
Exons: 2
Coding region: 11-787 (258 amino acids)
Source: RefSeq, a predicted model, not a curated record
CCCACCCACUAUGAUCACACUGUACGACCUUCCUGGACAUGCCGCUAAGGACGUUGCAUUUUCUCCUAAUAUGUGGAAAGCGAGAGACGCAUUGAAUAUCAAGGGUCUCACGUACAAGACCGUCUGGGUCGAGUUCCCUGAUAUUGAAGCCGUAGCGAAACAGAUCAACGCGAAAGCACUCUACGAAAGAGACGGCACGCCACUAUACACACUUCCUAUGCUCUUCAACCAUACCACCGGUGCCGCUAUCACAGACUCCUGGAACAUCGCCAGAUACCUCGACGAGACGUAUCCGACAAGACAUGUUGUGAUCCCCCGUGAGACGGCGGUAUUGCAGAAGACGUUCCUAACGGUCGUCGAGCCAAAGCUUCAGAUCGGAAUAUUUCUGUAUACGAUCAUGCAGACCCAGUCUCAGAUGAAUCCGAGGAGCAGAGAGUGGUAUAGAAAGACAAGAGAGGCAGAACUUGGUAGGACUUUGGAGGAGAUAGGGCCAGAGGGUAGCCAGGAGAGAGAAAUGUUGUGGAAGAACAUCCUAGACGUGUUUUCCCAGGUAAGCUCGUGGAUGGAAGAGAAUGAGAAAGGGUCGGUGUUCGUUUGUGGGAAAAAGCCGACAUUCGCAGAUUUCGUGAUCGGAUCGCAUUUGACUUGGGUGAAGAGGGUAUUGGGGCCACAGUCGAAGGAGUACCAGGACCUGAUGGUCGUGAAUGGAGGGAUAUGGGCGUUGCUCGCAGACGGGCUGGCUGCAUGGGAAUACGUCGACCAGGAAGGGCUCAAGCACCUUGCGUAG